GGAAGCAGCAAAUUGCAUGUGGUGGAUGCUAAUAUCAGGUUGUGAGGCCUUGCACAGCAAUUGUGUUUGUGAUCUUUAAAUUUCAAUCAGUUGUAGAAUUCUUGGGGCCGCAGCAGAUGUUGAAAUCUGAUGUAAAAAAAGUAUCUCACAACUCAUCAUCUGCACCAACGAAUGAUACUGGGAACUUCAUGUGGAGCUUCUGGUGGGUGGGGAUGCUAAUGGCACAGCUUUUAAUCAUCCCCAGUAUAACUGCCGCAGACCACCAUGUCUCGUGCCCGUCCACCCCCACUCGUCACCGGCAUCUCACCCAAGGAGGGUGCAGCCUGGACUAAAGUCACUAUUCGUGGUGAAAACCUGGGCACUGGUUCAGCUGAUCUCAUUGGUCUGUCAAUCUGUGGCCAUAAUUGCCUGCUUACAGCAGAGUGGAUGUCAGCCAGCAAAAUAGUGUGUCGCGUAGGCCCAGCAAAGGACGACAGGGGAGAAAUCAUUGUCACAACCAAGUCUGGGGGUCUAGGGACCUCCACUGUUUCAUUCAAACUGCUCAAACCAGAAAGGAUUGGUAUCUUAGACCAGUCAGCUGUGUGGGUUGAUGAACUGAACUACUACGACAGGACUGACCGCAACAAAGGCAUCUCACCUCUCUCCCUCCGACCCAACAAUCCAUUGGGUAUCGAGAUAGACAAAGGAAAUUUCCCACUGAAAGACAUUGAGAUGACAUUUCCAGGGAUGAGUGGAGACUUCACCAGUGAGAACUUCUCUGCCACGUGGUAUCUUAUCGAAAAUCAUGCAGGCACUGGUUUUGAGCAGUUGAAGAUUGCUGCCAGCAAUCUGAAAAAGCAGGCCACCAAGAAGAAUGAGGGGAGUCUGGCCUAUGUGAAGGGAGGACUCAGUACGUUCUUUGAGGCCCAGGACGCUCUGGCAGCAAUUCACCAGAGACAGGAGUCGGAUGGUACUGAAAGAGUGCAGGGAUCAAUGACCCAACGCCUGGAAGUCAUCCUCAACAGAGCGAGUGAUACAGCAGAUACGCUAUUCCAGGAGGUCUUGGGGCGGAAAGACAAAGCUGACUCCACACGCAAUGCACUCAAUGUCCUGCAGCGUUUCAAGUUUCUUUUCAACCUGCCGCUAAACAUUGAACGCAAUAUUCAGAAGGGAGAUUAUGAUGUGGUGAUAAAUGACUACGAGAAGGCCAAAUCUCUGUUUGGCAAUACCGAAGUACCCGUUUUUAAAAAAGUCUAUGCUGAGGUCGAGUCUAGGAUCAGGGCUCUUAGGAGUCUUCUACUGGAGAAACUGCUGCAGACUCCAUCAACACUACAUGAUCAGAAGCGAUACAUCAGAUACUUAUCUGACCUGCAUGCUCCAGGUGACCCUGCAUGGCAGUGUAUCUAUGCUCAGUAUAAAUGGAUCCUGCAGCUGAUGCAAGACUGUAGAGAUGAAUUCAUCAGUGGGCAGAAAGUCUGUGUCGGAGCGCUUGAUCUGGAGGGAGAUACCCGUCCAUCAGUCCUCAGUAGACUCAGCCACACAUCAUCUUUGAAGAGAGGGGGUAGCCUGCAGAUGACGAGACCUACCAACUUUGAAACCCCUCAGCAGGUGAAGUUUGUAGAAAAGCUGUCAGAUGUGGUGAUUGGUCAACUCCCUAAUUUCUGGAAGCUUUGGAUUUCUUAUGUCAAUGGAAGUCUUUUUAGUGAGACUGGGGAGAAAUCUGGACAGGUGGAAAAAUCAAAGAAGAAUGCAAGACAACGGCAAAAUGACUUUAAAAAAAUGAUUGAGGAAAUGACCAAUCGGUUGGUCAAGCUUGUACGUGGGGCCCUUCUUCCCACAACACUGCCACAAGGGGAGCAAAGUCUCUAUGGAGGCUGGGAGAACAAGACAGAAGUGGCUGGGACCUGGCUUACUGAAAUCAUACACAUUGUCAGGGGUUGUCACGAGGCUUUGUCUGCCCUGGAGAUCCCAAAUGAUCUGUUGCAAGUGAUCCAGGAGUUGCUGCUGGAACUCAGAGUUCACUGCCUCAUGGUGACACUGCUGCACACCACUGACGAUGUCAAGAGGCUUGCUGAGAAGGAGGACUGGGUUGUGGAGGGAAUUACCAGGCUGCCAUCACAAUUUGAACAGUGUAUGGUCCAGAUGCUGCAAUCACUGAGAGAGCCGCUGGAGAUCAAACCAGGAGAGAUCAACAUACUACAGCUGGACCAAGUGCAGGACCAAGCCACAGAGCUCUGUGUUAGCAUCAUGAAAGUUUUCAUCAACUGCCUGGAGCAGCAGAGCACAAAAAGAGAUGGAAACAUGACUCCAUCUCACCUAUCAAUGGAUCUUUCCUCUAUGGAUCUGUUUACCAACAUGCAAGAGUGCUUCAGUCCAACUUCUGAGCAACGUUUGCUGAUCCUACUGAGUAACUGUCAUUACCUGGAGAGACACACUUUCCUCAAUCUGGCUGAUCACUUUGAGAAACAUGGAUUUACAGGCACUGAGAAGAUCACACAGGUAAGCAUGCUGGCGGUUCGGGAACUGGAUGAAAAACUCUUUGACGCAUACAUUGAGAGGCGAGCUGACCCUAUUGCAGGUGCCCUAGAGCCGGGCAUCUACGCUGGAUACUUUGACUGGAGAGACUGUCCAACUCCCACAGGUGUGAGGAGUUACUUAAAGGAAGCCCUGAUGAGCAUCAUCACAGUUCAUGCUGAGGUGUUUACAGUCUCCAAGGAUUUGGUUCCUUGUGUGCUGUCCAAAAUUGUUGCAACAGUUGCAGAUGAGAUGUGUCGUCUCAUACAGUGCGUGUCAUCCUUCAGCAGAAAUGGCGCUCUGCAGGCUCGACUUGAACUUUGUGCUCUGAGAGAUGCCAUAGCUGCAUACCUAAACGCUGAAAGCAACACCAGCUUUAAACAAGCGAUGGAUGUCCUGCCUCAGUUACACAGUGGAUCCGAUAAAAAGUUACUGGAAGAGCUGUUGAAUAAGUUUAAGAGCAGCAUGCAGCUGCAGCUCACCUGCUUCCAACCAUCCUGUGUCCAGCCUGUGAAAAGAUAAAACCUACUUUUUUCUUGUCUUCCUGCAAAUCAACAUUGUCACUUUGAUUUUCAAUUGUCCAUAAAAAUGUAACAAAGCAAAUGCUCUAACCCAGUACCAUGCAAACCACAUUUAUUUUUUUUUUAAACAGUGAUUGACGCAUGUAAUUGUAUUCAUAAAAUAAUGUUUUCCUCUAUAUUCUACUCCUGGCAAGCUUUCCAAUGGGAUACAGUUGUAUCCCUCAGUUUCCCUUGCGGUUUGAAUAUUUCUAAUUCAUCUUAUUUCGUGUGGAAGUGGUAAGUUUUUGGCUUCUGAUAUUGUCUUUCUUUGUCUCAUUUCAUCAAUAAUUACCAAGGUUAUGCAUUUUUACACCAUUGACCCACCAGGCCCAAUACAGAGUAUUUACAGUCCCUGCUGUGUCUUUUGCAGUGACUACAACAAUUCUUCUACUACAUUUUACUUCUCAGCAAACCAUACAACUGCUAGUUGGAGUCUAUGUACUAAACACCAAAGUAUAUUUCUUACCACUAUUGUAGUUCCUGCAGGUAAAACAAUAUAGUUCCACCACGGCUAUCUGGAAACAAUUAUGAAGCCAGCUAUUAUAGCCAGGUACAAUAAAUAUCCAGAUAUUACAGCUAUUUACGGUAAAUAUCCAGUUGUUACUCUUGAAUGGAACACAAUGGUACAUUUUUGCAGACAGUUGGUGUGCGUGUUUGCCUCCCUUCAAACCAGCGGGUGCAGCCAUUCAUCUGUGCUUACCACUUCCUCCGUACCGUCUGACAUGUCAUCUUUUCACGCCCAGCACAACUACCCACAGAGUGAACAAAGGGUGUGUGUGGGGUGGGGUCCAUCAGUUCUGUUACAUCAAGCAGUAAACAGAAAAGACUGCACACGUCUGUUCUGGCUAUAGUGUGGAUGCAAAGGAAGCAGACUGUUAGUGCAAGAGUAACCUGUAUUUAAAAAACUUUAAAUGGAGUAUGUUUAAAUAUAAGAAUUCAAUCAAAAAGUAGUUAAAAAAAAUCUUUACCAUUUAUUCCUGUAGCUUAUUAGGAGGAGGAAGUAGCAGGAGAAACAUUGAUCCUCGUCUUUCAGCCAAAGCACUACAAACCAUUCCAUAUCAUAAGACCACUAAACUGCUUACUUAUUACUGUUGCUUUCAGACAGGCACAUCCUUUAAGAUGCUCAAGGAUACUGUAGUCACCCGGCAGUGUUAAAGAGUUUGGUGCAGAGAGGUUGGGUUUCUGAUAUUGUUUUGGGGUGGCCUGUUUGUUCAAACACAUCCUUGAUAUUCUUACAAGAUCCGGGUAGACGACAAUACGAUCUUUGUCCUUAAUGAUGGUCUUCACAUCAAUAUUUUUUUUUUUAUUUUGUUUUACUUUUACUUAAAAAUGUAUACCAGAUUGUCAAUUUAUUACUGCAGCCUGACUUGCUGACCAUUACAUUUCAGUGGCAAAUAUAUACAAAUAUGUAGUACUAAAUGAGGUGAACUUCCAAACUAGCAAUACAUGCAUGCACAAAGCCUCUACAUACAUACAUACUCUAUAUAUUGUACAUUCAUACAAAGGACAGUUGGCCAUAAUAAGCAAAUAAUUGCAAAAUGGUUUCAUACAUUCAGACACAUUUGAAUAGGAUAUUUUUUUAAUAUUACUUUCAGUUUGCAUACAAAUAUGCAUCAAUUUUCUAUGCCGCUUAAUCCCGACUAGUCUCGCUGGGGUAUGCUAGACUCUAUCCCACCUGACUUUGGGUAGGAGGCGGGGUACACCCUGGACUGGUCGCCAGCCAAACACAGGGCACAUAUAGACAAACAACCAUUCACACUCACAUUCAUACCUAUGGACAAUUUGGAGUCACCAAUUAGCCUAGCAUGGUUUUGGAAUGUGGGAGGAAACCGAAGUAUCGUAUAAAACCCACGUGCACGCGGGGAAAACAUACAAACUCCACACAGAGCUGUCUAACAUAGAUUUGAACCCAGAUUUUCCAGAUCUCAUGACUGUGUGGCUUACAUGCCAAACACUAAUCCACCGUGUGACAAAGUUAGAUUGGUUUAGUGGAUAUUAUCUAUCAAUCCACCAGCCGACUUCAAGCGAGAGCUAUGGUAGACUCUGGACACUUGCCAGUCAUUUGGGGGGCACACAUCGUGUCUGUAUAUAAACAACCAUUCACACAUUUACACCUACAGUAUGAACAAAUGACACCCUCCAAUCAACCUAAUAAGGAUUUUGGGGAUGUUUGAGAAAGCCAGAGUACCCAGAGAAAACCACACACUAUGGAUUAUUUCUAGUCUUAUUUGGAGUUGUACUGAUUGUGUCUUCUGUGGCAGCUAUCAUAAAUAGUUUGCGAUAUGAUCAUCAUCAUUAUCAUACUUUUCCUUGUUUCCUUCCAAUAACUGGUAGCCUCACAAAAAAUACACACAGUCAAAAUAAAGCCAAUGAAAACGUUAACUACACUUAAGAGGUUAAUCCUUUAUGUAUAUCCUCAGAUUUUGUGAGAAAUCUCACAUGACUUCAUGCAUGAUGAUCAAUUUUGUUAUUGCAUGGCUCUUGAGGUAUAUUAUGGUCAGUUUCUAAUUGUAAACAAGACAAGGUUUCACUGCAUUUCUUAAAAAAAAAAAAAACAGUACAAUCUGUAUCGUGGUGAGAGUUCAAGUCACCCAUCUUGAAUUGUGUCCUGAGAAUAUUGUCAUAAAAUACAAAUCCUUGCCUGGUCUUCUGUGAAGGUGCUCAGGUCACUCUUGCAGGCUGUGAUGCUGUGUGAUGGCCCUGUGGAGGUCCUCAGAGAAGCUGAAGUGUUCUGUGAGUCCUGUCUGCUCAUAGCUGUGGUAGAAAUGUCCAGUGGUUUGCUGGGAGUAGAAGAAGAGCUGCCUGGCAAACAGGGGCUCCACCUGUGAGAGGAGCAUCACUGUUGGUCUUUCUGAGUGUGGAUUGUUGGAAAUGUAAGAUGAAAGAAAAUAACCAAUCCCUAUCCUCUAUUGAAAAACUACAGAAGGAACUUGUAAUCAUUAGACAAAGAGGGAUUAUUGUAUAUUUUCUUCAUUUCUGUGCAACCACGACCGACAUAUUUUAUUUUGUCUGUAGAAUGUAGAAUUAUAAUGAAGUGUCUGUGAGUCACCUCAACAGUGAGGGCUGCUCUCUGUCUGUGGGGGUCAAAACACUCCUCUCCGAAACUCAGCAGAACCUGGAAACGACUUGGUGGUCGACCAUGUAGCCCGUACGUCUGGAUUUCUGAUAGUUAGUUAGAAAAGAGAAACAAUAAUUACCUCUUGUAAAAGCCAAGUAGUGUUGGUAACGUUGGUUUGUGGUGUGACCUUUGGGGUGACUCAGAAGGAAAGUCCUGGUGACAACUCAGUUAGACUGAAGUCUACAAGGCUGUCAGAGCAUGUGGGUGGGGACCCUUAAGACGGUGUGUAGAAAUCACAUGAUGCAUCAUACAACACAGCUUGCAAAGUUGUCUGCCACAGCUGUUGAUACUAGCUUUGGGGGACUUUGCCUCAGGUUUUGAUCACAUGAUGUCUUGGUAUCUAAAAUGACUUUUAAAUGGCAUUUUCACAGAAACUAAAUUAAAGUCGAAUACUAAAAAGCGCCCUGCUGACUCACCAGAAGUAUUUAGCGAGUUUCGGGUUACAGUUGGAACAUGUUUUUAAUUGAAUUAAUUUAAUCGUCACAUGGCUGGAUACAUUAUUUUGCUACUAUACACACUUUGUGCAUUAAAGAUCCGAAAACCAAUCUGGACUUUACUAGCCGAUCUGGACUUUACCCCUGGCAUUAUAGCCAGCCAUGUUAUUUUUAUUGCAAAAUAUGUAUGUAAAAGUAUGUAUCAAUUGGCCAUACCUGUGAGGUAAUCCUGUGUGUGAAGGAGUUUACAGGUGACCUCUCUCUCAAGCUUUUUAGGCUUGUCUCCAUAGGGCGUCGACCCCGCCUGCCAGUACACUCUGCUCUCACACAGCCGCCGAGCGUACAGUCCAUCUGGGGCCAUCCAACACAGCACACCUCUCUCCAAGGAGGACAAAGGACUUGGGGCACGCUCAUCCGCUCUCCUCUGCGCUAAGAGGGUUUCCACUGGCAGGGGCACCACAUCAUGGCCUCCUGCCGACACAUAGUGCUUAUCCUCUGGGGAGCCUGGAGUUAUGUGACACCCUUCUGGGCUGGAGGUAGUCACUUCCUUCACCAGAGUGUCCCGGAAAUACACACUGAUAUGGAGGCGUGCAUCUGGAUGGAGAACAUGACAAUAAAG
Doryrhamphus excisus (bluestripe pipefish) is the source of this 7224-nucleotide messenger RNA. Lineage: Eukaryota; Metazoa; Chordata; Actinopteri; Syngnathiformes; Syngnathidae. The record is from RefSeq and is a predicted model, not a curated record.